UUCCUGGCCAACAAGCCCAAGCCCGGCUGGGCGCGCGAGCUCGCCGAGGAGGCCAACACCGUGUCGGACUACGACGAGCGCGCGCCGCACCUGCAGAUGGCCGCCGAUCCGUUCCCGCUGACGCUCAGGAACCUGCAGAUCUCCGCCAGAGCAGCGAAAGAUUUCUCCGACUUGCCCGGAGCCACGAGCUUGGAAGAGAACCCGGACCCGUGCCGCGACAAGGUGUGCCAGGCAGGCGCUCGCUGCGUCGUGUCGCCGGACGGACUGUCGGCGUCCUGCGAGUGCCCGUCCAACUGCCACACCUUCGGGGAGCCCGUCUGCGGCACGGACCUGCAGGAGUACCCCGACCACUGCGAGCUCAUGAAGACGGCCUGCGCGCACAGCAAGGACAUCCGCGUCAAGUUCAAAGGACCCUGCGACCCCUGCGCCGAGAUGGAGUGCCCCGAGCCGGAGGUGUGCGCGCUGGGCGCGGACCGGCAGCCGGAGUGCCGCUGCGCCGAGGUGUGUCCGGACGACUUCGCGCCCGUGUGCGGCUCGGACGGCCGGACCUACGCCAACACGUGCCGGCUGCGGCGCGAGGGCUGCCGCACGCGCAGGGAGCUGCGCAUCGUGUACCGCGGCCGCUGCACCACUGGCGAGAACCCGUGCGCCGGCCUGCUGCAGGGCCUGCAGGGCCUGCAGGGCCUGCAGGGCCAGGGCCACGCCGGGACGACGCCCUGCUCGCACGGCCAGGUCUGCAACGUGGGCCGCGACGGCGUGGCGCGCUGCGAGUGCCCGCCCGAGUGCGAGAUGGUGGUGCGGCCCGUGUGCGGCUCGGACGGACGCACCUACGACUCGGCCUGCCACCUCACGCGGCAGGCGUGCCUCGCGCGCGCCAACGUCACCGUCGCCUACACCGGACCCUGCGGCGUGGACGGCCCCUGCAGCGCGCACACCUGCACGUUCGGCGGCGAGUGCGUGCCGCGCAACGGCGCGCCGCGCUGCGUGUGCCCGCGCUGCCCGCUCACCUUCCAGCCCGUGUGCGGCUCGGACGGCGUGUCCUACGGCAACGAGUGCCGCCUGCGCCUGGAGGCGUGCCAGCGCCGCCUCGACAUCCGCGUCGUGCACCAGGGCCUCUGCAGCUGCGAGAACCGGUCGUGCGGGCCCCACGCCAAGUGCGAGACCGACGCGACGGGGGAGGGCCAGUGCGUGUGUCCGGACUGCAACGCUCCAGCUGAGCAAGUGCGCAGCCCGGUGUGCGGCAACGACGGCGUGACCUACGACAACGAGUGUGCCAUGCGCCGCGAGGGCUGCAAGGAGGGCCGCAACGUGGCCGUGGCGUACCGCGGCGACUGCGACGCGUGCCGCGACGUGACGUGCCAGGAGGGCGCGCGCUGCGUGGAGGGCGUGUGCACGUGCGACCAGGACUGCGGCACGGGGGCGGCGGCAGGGCCGGGCGUCCCCGUCGGGGCCGUGGCCGUCCGGGAGGCGGUCUGCGGCUCGGACAGGGUCACCUACCCCAGCGAGUGCGACCUCAAGCGGACGUCCUGCCAGCGCCACCCGCUGCCCGCCAUCACCGUCCUCUUCUACGGCGACUGCCUGGAGCGCUUCGGCGAGCACACCGCCACGGUGCCGCCGAUGCAGACCAACUUCUCCUCCAAGAUGAUCGACGGGCACGCCGGUGGCAAGGGCGGCCCGCUGCUGCGCAAGGACGCCCAGCACGUGUCCGGCGGCGCGGUGGAGCGCGCCGAGGCCUGCAAGGACAUCCGCUGCGACUACGACGCCACCUGCGAGCUCGGCGCCGACGGCUUCCCCCGCUGCUCCUGCGUGUUCGACUGCCUGUCGCCGGCCUGGCAGAACGCCGGGCCGCAGGGCCCCGUGUGCGCCUCCAACCAGCGCAUGUUCCCUAGCCUGUGCGACAUGAAGCGCGAGGGCUGCCAGCGGCAGGAGGAGCUUCGGCUGCGGCCCAUGGACCUCUGCAAGGGCCUGGAGGUGAAGCCCUGCGGGGGACAGGCGACGCCGCUGCGGGACCCGGCGUCCGGCGGGGAGCUGGACUGCGGCGCCGGGCCGCAGAGGCAGGACUGCCCGCGAGGAGCCUACUGCCACCAGACGCCGCACUUCGCGCGCUGCUGCCCGAAGACCGGGUCCUUCCUGCUGCACGAGUCCUGCGAGGAGGCCUGGUUCGGCUGCUGCCCGGACGGCCGGACGCUGGCCGAGGGCCCCGAGGGCGAGGGCUGCCCCAAGCUGUGCGGCUGCAACAAGCUGGGCGCCGUGAGCGACGCCUGCGACGCCGAGACGGACUCGUGCGUGUGCAAGACGGGCGUCGGUGGGCCCAAGUGCGACCGAUGCGAGCCGGCCUACUGGGGCCUGCAGAAGGUCCGCGACCACGGCAACCCGUCCGUCGGAUGCCUGCCGUGCCAGUGCCACAAGUGGGGCGCGGUGCGCGACGACUGCGAGCAGAUGACGGGGAGGUGCGUCUGCCGGCCGGGCGUCCAGGGCGAGAAGUGCGAGGAGUGCGUGGCGCCCGGGCACGUCCUGUCGCCGGCGGGUUGUGGGCCGCCGAGUCCGGGCAGCGCUGCGGGCAGCGUCGGCGGCCCCGCCACCGAGAGGCCUCUCAAGCGCUCCACGCUGCACCGCUUCACGGAGCCGGGCCCGGGCCCCGGUAUGGGCGGCGGCGCAUCCUACAAGUCCACGCGCCACCUGGGGCUGUCCGCGCCGCCGCCUCUGGACCCGCGCCACCCGCAGCACCGCUACUACUACUCGGCCAGCAACCGCAGCGGCGAGGUGGACGCGGACGUGGACCCCGACGUGGUGGACGCGGACGGCGCGCCCGACAGCCGCGAGGUGGACGUGAUCCACUCGCUGGCGGCGUCCUCCAGCGACCUGCUCAACGGCACGGUGCCCGGCCCCGUGGACGAGGAGGGCGCCCCGCCGGGCUGGCUGCCCACGCCCGCACCGCCGCCCGCCGCCCCGCCCGCCCUGCUCGGCGACGCCUGCUCGUCGUCCUCGGACUGCGGCGUGCAGCACUCGCACUGCCUGCACGGCGAGUGUGCUUGCAUCGAGCAGCCGCCCGGCAACAGCCGCAGCUACUGCCCAUCCCCAGCCAGCACGGCAGCCCCCACGUCGGCGUGCCUGUCCUCGCCAUGCGAGCAGCGAGGCGCGGUGUGUGUGGAGGGCCCGCUGGACUCCUUCACCUGCCUGUGCCACGGCGAGCCCUGCGACGCGGCCAACGUCACGGGCAUGUCCUUCGCGGGGGAGAGCUGGGUGCGGCUGCCUCGCCUCGAGGCCAGCCACGCGCUGUCCGUGGACGUCGAGUUCCUCAGCUUCUCCCCGGACGGCGUGCUGCUGUACUCGCAGCAGCAGGAGGACGGCUCCGGGGACUUCGUGUCGCUGGCGCUGGUGGGCGGCUACGUCGAGUUCCGCUACAACCUGGGCUCCGGCACGGUGGUGCUGCGGUCGGCGCAGCGCCUCUCGCUGCACGCGCCGCACCGCGUGUCCGCCAAGCGCUACCACCGCGACGGCAUGCUGUCCGUGGACGACGCCGCCGACGUGACGGGCCAGUCGCAGGGCUCGCUGCGCGCGCUGGACCUGGGCCCGGCCGCCUGGGUGGGCGGCGUGCCCACCAACCACUCCAGGGUGUGGGAGAACAUUGGCACCUCGCUGGGGCUGACGGGCUGCAUCCGGCGCAUGGCCGUGGGCCAGCGCCGCGUCGACACCGCCAGCGCCGUGGCCUCCUCGGCCGUAGGGCAGUGCGGCGGCGACCCCUGCUCCGCGCAGCCCUGCCGCCACGGCGGAGUCUGCCACUCGCUCAACGUGCUCAACGCCUUCAAGUGCGAGUGCCCGCUCAACUACACCGGACUGCUCUGCGAGGCCCCCGUCGACGCGUGCCUGGCCAGCCCCUGCUCCACGGGCUCCACCUGUGAAUCGCUGCCCGCCGGCGGCUACAACUGCCGCUGCCUGCCUGGACGCCGCGGGAAGACGUGCCAAAUCGCGGACGAUCUGGAGCUGGAGCCGGCCGUGCCCGUGCUGGACGGCCAGAGCUUCGUGACGCUGCCGCGGCUGGAGGGCGUGGGCCGCGCCUUCUCGCUGGAGCUGUGGUUCCUGACGCGCACCCCGGACGCCGCGCUGCUCUACGACGGCCAGAGGCUCAACUCGGCGGGCCGCGGCGACUUCAUCGCGCUCAGCCUGCACGCGGGCCGCGUCGACUUCCGCUUCGACCUGGGCAGCGGGCCUGCCAGGCUGGUUUCCGAGGAGAUCGCCGAGCCGGGCGUGUGGCACUCGGUGCGCAUCAGCAGGACCGACCGCGCCGGCACGCUGCAGCUCAACAACGGCACCCUCGUGCACGGACUGAGCGGCGCGCCCCUCAACGAGCUCAACCUGGACCUGCCGCUCUACCUCGGCGGCGUGCCGUCGACCCUGGAGGUAAACCCCGAGUCGGGCAUGAGCUCGACGCCGGGGCUGGUGGGCGCGGUGCAGCGCCUCAUGGUGAACGGGCACACGUUGGCGUCGCUGGGCGCGCUGGCCGCGCACCUACCGCACUACCGCGGCCCGCCCUGCGAGUCCGCGGACGCCUUGGCGGACGCCGCCUCCAACGGCCCCAACGCCACGGCCUCCUCGGUCUGCGCACACGGCGGUCUGUGCCUGCCGCUGCUCAACACCUUCGCCUGCCGGUGCCAGCCCGGCUUCACCGGCAGCCACUGCCAUCAGCGUGACGUAUCCGUCAACGGCACGCUGUCGCUGACGGCCAGGGCCGUCAAGUUCUCCGGGGACACGUUCCUCCACUUCCGGGGGCCCAAGCCGCCGCAACACAGCGCCAACCUGACGGCCGUCUUGGCGGCCACCUUCAGCAACGGCUCGGCCGAAGUGGUGGACGCCAGCAGCUACGAGGAGCCCGACGAGGGCGCGGGGGAGGAGGAGUGGGAGGACGCGGAGGAGGGGGCGGGGGAGGGGGAAGUCGACGGGGGUGAGGAGGUGGUGGAGGACGAGGAGGACGGAGUCACUCCGGACGACUUCGACUGGCGGCGCGGCAAGCGGAUCUCCAGGUACACGGUGGUGUUCCGCACGGCGUCGCAGGGCGGGCUGCUGCUGUGGGCGGGCAAGGGCCGCACGCUCCACGCCGACUACAUGGCCGUCGCCAUCGUGCAGGGCUACGCGCAGCUGUCCUUCAACCUGGGCAGCCAGCGGGGCAUGCUCACCAUCCAGUCAAAGGUCCACGUCAGUGACGGCCGGUGGCACACCUUGCACGUGUUCCGGCGGAAGCGGAUGGGGCAGAUCCGCGUGGACAACGAGGCCCCCGUCAGGGGCUUCUCGGACCCACGUGCCACGCUGCUCAACACGGGGCCCGGGCUGUGGCUCGGGGGAAGUCCGGCCCUGCCGCCGGGGCUGCCCGCGGCGUACUACCAGGGCUUCCACGGCUGUGUGCGCUCCGCGGUGGCGGACCGUGCCACGCUGGACCUGGCCAGCGCCACCCGGCCGCACCACCGCCAGCACCACCCGCACCACGCCACCCCCGCCCCCGCAGCCGCCCCCGGGACGGCCCCCGGAGGCGGCCUGGAGUUCUGCCACCACAGCGCCGAGCUGCCCUAAGACUGCAUCGCCCCACCCCACCGAACCCCUUGCAACGCCCAACGCCUGCUUCCUGGCCCGCGGCUCAAGCCGGGCCUGCCCCCAUGGUUGGACUGGACAACAAGGACAAUAAUUUAUGUAUGUGUGAGUGAGUGUGUGUGAGCGCGUGUGUGUGUCAGAGCGUGUGUGGCGGACUGAUGACUGUGUGUAAAUAGUGUUGAAUGGAACUUUGGGCUCGAAAGUCGAGGCCAAUGCUCGAUGCGAGAGCCACCGGAACCGAAAUGAACGUGGAGAGAUCAAUAGUUUUUAUAGGUUUGUAUUUUUAUUGUAAUUAAAUUUGUAAGUAUUGUAUGUAUGUAUUGUAUGUAUGUAUGUACGAAUGUUGCGAAUGUACAUAAACCUGUGUAAGUAUUUCAAAUUUUUGUAUCUAUGUAUCUAUGUACAGAGCCGAGUGUAGGAGAUCUUUUUCUACAAUGACAUAAAUUGCCAUCCAUGACUGCUUUUUUUUCCUGUUUUUGUUUUUCUUAGUCAAACCUGAAAUGAUUCUAAAGUAUAGGAUCUUCAUAUCAGCAGAACUCCAUAACAUUACUUUAGGCCCCCUUCCUUUAUGAUAGUUGCUUUCAACAACUUACUAGAAGCUCAUGGAAAAAUUGAGCGAUUUGUGAAUUUUUUUGUUUGAAAGAAACCAAGCGCACACUGGGCCGAGUGCGUUGUUACAGGAAGUUCUACUGGAAUAGGUGUUGUUUUGUUUGUGGUACAACAAUGAGUUGGAGUGUCGUACAGACGACCACCAAUUGCUCUGUUUGCAGAGAGUGUUGUGCUGUGCAUCGCCAAAUUAUAUAGAUUGUAUUGGCCUGAUUCCGCCCAGAAUAGAAAUCAUUUCUUAGUGAAAGUUAUCCUUCAUUGAAAGGCCAAGUUCAAAACUUGUGUUGUUUUUUAAUUGUUGAUCCUUUAAUUAUAUUAACAAAUUAUGUAGAAAAAGUUUAUAAUUUUUAACAAAAUAUUGAUGAAAGCAGUCAAACUAACAGUCGAUUAAUUCAGGAAAAUUGCUGGUACUCCUUGUCUAAGACUGCUAUUUUAAAGUCGUGCUCGGCGCAUUAUUGUUCUCUGUAAGUCCUGGACACUCAGUGUCCCAGAAUUCUAGCUAAACAUGCGAAAAAUAACUGAUUUUUUACGAAUCUAGUGCAUUUAUUGUGUCCAAAGAAAAAAACUGUACUGCCCGGUAUGUACCGAUUUCAUUUCAUACACAGCAUGCAGUUCUGACUGCCAAAUAUUAGCAAAAUAAAUAAAACUGCCUUUUCUUAAA
Molecule: messenger RNA, 6850 nt
Organism: Thrips palmi
Lineage: Eukaryota; Metazoa; Arthropoda; Insecta; Thysanoptera; Thripidae
Product: agrin-like
Exons: 23
Coding region: 97-5565 (1822 amino acids)
Biological process (GO): cell differentiation; multicellular organism development
Molecular function (GO): calcium ion binding; protein binding
Source: RefSeq, a predicted model, not a curated record